Porites evermanni is the source of this 2208-nucleotide messenger RNA. NCBI's taxonomy places the organism in Eukaryota, Metazoa, Cnidaria, Anthozoa, Scleractinia, Poritidae. The record is from the annotation of a GenBank genome assembly.
AUGCUGAAUAAGGCGUCAGUUUUUUGUUUUUCUCUUUUGCUUGCCACCAUGUCUCCAGUUCAAGUGAACGGUAAGCCAAAUGCAUGUAUUAAUGCUUUACGAAAAUUUCAUUUUGUUCGUCAAGCAGACAACAACAGUAUCGAUGUCCCUGCGAGCUAGUGUUUGGAAUAACCAAUGCAAGCUUAGAUAGAUAGAUAGAUAGAUAGAUAGAUAGAUAGAUAGAUAGAUAGAUAGAUAGAUAGAUAGACAUAGCAUAAACAAAAGAGCGUCUGAAACGUUCCGUAUGGGAACGUGGCACAUUAUAUAAUUUUUGACGCCUUAAAUUAUAGCUGGAUUGUUUUCUUGGUGGCAUCAGGUGGUAUAACUUAUGUCCGGGAUUGAUAGCAAUGGAAUCGAACAAUUGUCUACUGUUUAAUGCAAAUGAGCGUAUUUUCUCGUUCGUUUGCAAAAACUAGGUCGAGAAAAUUUUAGUGAUCAGCUUAGUAAAUUGAUUCAAUUACCUUUUUCAUUGUUGAGGUGAGUAAGUCUCGAUGUUCUUCUGUCGAUUAAUGCGUCUAAAUGCUCGUGCGUACCAGUUCGAUAAAUGACAACUAAAGGCCAAACGAUGUAUAGAUUAUAAUGAAAGCGAUGCUUUUUUAACCUCCGGAUAGUAGCUCUCAUGAAUAGCAAGAAGGUGAGAAAAUGCUAAUUUGUGUUUUGUUUAUUUUACCAGCUUCACAACCUUUUUCCUAGAAAUCGAGAUUCUUUUUCACCUGCUUUUUCCGAGAAACAAGAGAUUGAUAUAAACGUGGCAUGAUAUCGCUGACGUCACUAACUUAUUGAUAUAAGCGUCAAGACCAGAGGCUUAUUGGCUCUUGGAAGAAAGGGCACUUUCAGUGGAUAAAUGUCAUUUUUGUAGUGGUAAACAAAUACAUGUAUCGUUCAAAUAAGUUUCAGACGGGCAUGCCUGUUAAAUAAAAUGUCGUUAUUAAUCAAGUUGCAGUUGUAGCUUUAUGUUACGAGCUCGAUCCAUAUCAUGGACCAACGUAACCAGAUCGUUUUUCGACUGAUUUCACAUUGGUUUGACAUGGAGUCAAAUUGUCAAGGCUGCUUUCACACAAAAAGAUCUGUUGUGUGUCUUUGUAGUUGGCGAUCAUUUUAUGCUUUUUUUAAAAAUCCCUUUGUUCCAAGAGCAAAAUAGAUUCUAGAUCAACGGACACUGCUGACGUCAGUGAUAUGGAUUAGUACGCAUAGUACUCUCUAUUCCCAGAAAAGAAUCUUAAAUUCGAGGAAAAGAUAGCGAAGUAGAACAAACAAAAGAGCACAAAUUAUGUUUUCCAUCCUUUUCCGGCUCAAGCGACAAUUACUGUCUGCACUUUAAAUAUGCAUCAGUUUAAGUUACCCACGCGAUCUAUUAAUUAGCGAAACCGCGCUCAUCAAUUUUAUUUAUAUUUAUAUUAUUUAUAUGUUUAUACAAUGAGUCAUGGUGUAUUAACCCUCAGACGUACAAGCAAAUUCAUACCUUCACCGUGGUACAAGGGGGGAGGGUGGAUGGAACCCCUUCACGGAAUUUUUGAUAUGUUGAAGUAUUUUGAAACGAUUGUACCUUUAGUUGAAAGCCUUUGAUCUUCUUAACAAGAUAAGGUAUACUGGUGGUGCUGCUGGAGACCUGUGACGUCACCAACAAUGGUCGCAAUUUUGGCCGCCAUCUUGGAUUUUACCAAGAAUUGGAAAUCAGGUUAAAACCACGAUAAAUGGUAAUUUUUGGUGCUUUUCAUGAACCAAUAAAUAAACCCAUAAAUGAACAGUUUGUAUGAUUUGAGCCGCAGGGUUUGCUUUUAUUGUUGAAAGAAGUUGAAAAAACAUGUAUUUUCACCCAAAAUUGGCUUGACCACCUUUUUUUAGGCAAUUGUUAAUCGAAAUUCUUUAAUUAUAUUUACAGCUAGAUGGAGCUGGACGGAUGUUUGUUGGGCAGGAGCAGUUGGCGCUGUUACCGUAGUAGCCGCGCCUGCUGCUUUGACAGCAGUGGGAUUUACCGCAGCAGGAGUUGCCGCAGGCUCAGUAGCAGCAGCAACCCAGUCCGCAGUCUAUGGAGGAUAUGUGGCUUCAGGUAGUGCGUUUGCACUGGCCCAAAGCGUAGGGGCCGCUGGAAUUGGCAUGAAAGGUGCUGCAGGUCUCUUCUCAGCUGCUGCCGCAGGAACUUUUUAUGCGAGGAAUGAUGAAGAAUAG